Bolinopsis microptera is the source of this 3948-nucleotide messenger RNA. Its product is annotated as mucin-3A-like. NCBI's taxonomy places the organism in Eukaryota, Metazoa, Ctenophora, Tentaculata, Lobata, Bolinopsidae. The record is from RefSeq and is a predicted model, not a curated record. The transcript is spliced from 20 exons. The coding region runs from base 1 to 3948 and encodes 1315 amino acids.
AUGGACCCACACUCCAUAAGUUGUACAUUCAGUAAUCACUUGGAACAGAAAACUGUAGAGUGGUCUACUGCAACAUCUGUGACUGAUUUGAACUUAGACCCGGACCAAGUAACUCAACAGGGCACCUCCAAAACGUCAACUUUACAACUUUCUAGCGCUCAAUUGGUGAAGUUGAAAGCUGCUGGCGGUGAUAACCCAGAGCACAUAUUUACUUGUAAAAUAUUUGCUGACCCUUCAAAAACUCCAGCUAUCGCCACACAGACUGUAAAUAUUUACACUCCAGUCGCAACAAUUGCUCCACCUGCUGUGGAUACAUACUCAGUGGAUAACGCCCACACAAUUACCUGUGUCUUGUCGGAGGUGCACAGCAAAGUAACUGUUAUGUGGACCACCGCUGAACUUAAUCCAUUAACCAAUAUCGAGCAGGGCGAACACUCUGACACAACGCAAACCUCCAAACUUGAACUAUCAACCGACCAGAUCAAAGCACUUAAAGCUGCCAAUGCCCAAGACCCAGCACAUUUGAUCACUUGUAAAAUUACAGUGGGCGAUACUCCCACUGACUAUACAGCAACUCAGACUGUCAACAUCUACACACCAGAUGCGACAAUCAAACCAACCGCCUUAGACGUUUACACUGUGGAUCCUUAUAUAGUCGACUGUGUUUUCACUGAAGUGAUCAAACAGGUCGGGUUAAAGUUUAACAUAGACAUUUUUAGCGCCAUCGCCGCCAACAACGCCUCUUACGAACUUGUUAGAGGGACAGGAAAGCUCAAGACAGCAGGUGGAAAUGAUCCAGCUCAUAUCUUUACCUGUAAAAUUGUUGUGGGAGAUAAAAAUACAGAAUUUACUGCAACUCAAACAAUCAAUAUCUACGAUCCUGUGAAGUACAAGGUUACAGUUUCAAUACUAGAUGGAGCUACCGCUGGAACAGCUGAUGCACAAUACAUCAAAAUCAAGGGAACCAACGGAGAAACUGAUGAGUUGCAAUGCGAUACUGACUUUAAUCUUAAGAUGUCAAUUGAUGAUGAAGAUCAGCCAAACUAUACACCGUUCAAUGCAGAUGGACACGAAACAUUAGAAAACAGUGAGACAAAAGAAUUUUGUAUCGGAAAACUGGCCCUGUCAAGUACUCAGCUGACUGCCUUAAAGGAUGUAGCUGAUACUGUAACAUUUACAUGUUCCAUCAUUGUUGGAGAUAACAAUAAGAAAGUUUAUGCAACCCAAACCAUCAACUUGUUUACUCCAAGUGUUAAAAUAACCCCGACAACAACGACUGUUUAUACAGUAGACGAUCACACUAUCAGUUGUGUGAUUGAUGGAACUAAAACUGUUGUCAGUGGAGUUGCUUGGUCAACCUCCACAGCAACAAGUCUUUCCUUUGAUGGACAAGAUGGCAAUCGUGACGCUCAAGGUUCACAAACAUCAACACUUGCACUAUCAAGUGCACAACUUGCAACAGUCAAGUCCGCUGGAGGGAGUGAUCCUGCCCACACAUUUACCUGUAAGAUCACUUUCGGUACCGCAGAAUUUACAGCCACACAGACUAUCAGUAUCUACAAUCCAGCUGUUGCCAUUUCACCCUCAACUGAUAUUGUGUACUCAAUGGACUCUCAUUCGAUAGACUGUGUACUUAGUGACAUUCCAAGCCAAGUAGCUAAUGUGGCAUGGAAUACCGCUACAAAUGCUGCGAACUUGGAUUUAAAUCCUCAAGACGGAGUAAUCCAGGGAUCCGCCCAAACCUCAACAUUAUCCCUUUCAAGUGCUCAAUUAGUAAAGCUGAAGGCAGAAGGUGGUAACAAUCUAAAUCACAUCUUCACGUGUAAAAUAACCGUAGGAGUUUCAAAGACAGAAGUGACAGCGACACAAACUGUCAGUAUUUACACCCCAGGUGUUGCAAUCUCACCUACUUCCCUCAACUUUAUCUCUCUGGAUACACACACCAUUAAUUGCAUCAUAAGCGAUAUCAAUGCUCAAAUAAAUAAAGUCGAAUGGACAACUACAACUAAAGUCCAAGACCUAGGACUAAGUCCUCAAGAUGGAGUUAUCCAAGGAACAACACAAACGUCCACAUUAGCUCUCUCCAGUGCUCAAUUGACCAAGCUGAAGAGUGCCGGUGGAGGUAACCGUGAGCACAUUUUCACCUGCAGGAUUGCAGUAGGGGACUCUAGCACACUUGUCAUGGCAACACAAUCUAUAAACAUUUAUACUCCAGCUGUCGCCGUUUCACCCUCAACUGAAAUAGUGUACACGAUGGAUUCUCAUUCUAUCAACUGUGUAUUGAGUGACAUCCCAAGUCAGAUAACAGAUGUAAAAUGGAAUACAAAAUAUGAUGCGAACCUCGAUUUAAAACCUAAAGACGGAGUAAUCAAGGGAACUACUCAAACCUCAACAUUAUCCCUUUCAAGUGCUCAAUUAGUAAAAUUAAAAGCAGCUGGUGGUGAGAAUCCAGGUCACAUCUUCACGUGUGAAAUCAAAGUUGGAACUAAAGCAUUUACUGUGGGAGCAGAACAAACAAUUAAUAUCUACACCCCAGUGGCUGCGAUCGUUCCUCAAACUGAUAAUGUGUACUCCAUGGACUCCCACAAAAUCAGCUGUGUUCUAAGUGACAUCCCGAGUCAAGUCAGCGGUGUGGAAUGGGUAACGGACUCAAAUACAGCCAAUGUUUACAGCGCUGAAGAUGGAACUAUCGCAGGAACGUCCCAAACUUCAUCAUUAUCCCUCUCAAGCACCCAGCUGACUAAUUUAAAAAGAAACGGAGACAUUACCACUUUUACUUGUACGAUAUUAGUUGGUGAUCAGAAAACUGCAGUGUCAGCAACCCAUGCCCUUACUGUAUUUGCUCCAAGUGCUGCUAUCUCGCCCAAAUUGGUAGAUCUGGUCACUGGAAGCUCACACGUUAUCAGUUGUGUGUUAACUGACUUGAAGAGUCAACUCAGCACCGUACAAUGGUCCACAACUUCCAACACCAAUAAUGUGUAUAGUGCUACAGAAGGAGCUUUCUCUGCAAAAUCUCAAACGUCUACUCUGAGUUUAUCAAGCGAACAGAUAGCUGCUCUGAGAAGUGUCGGCGCUUCUCACACCCUUACUUGUGCGACUACUGUGGGAGAUACGAAAUCAACUAUUACAGCUACACAGACUAUCAAUAUAUCCUACAAAGUGACCGAUAAUAUGGCCCCCGAGAGGAUUCUAAUUGGUGAAACUUCCACAAUAACCUGCAAAGUUGGACCUACACCUUUCACGAUUACCUCUCUGACUAUGAGCAUUGGCGACAAAUCUAUUGGAGUGGAUAAUACACCCACAGUUAUGAAGGGGACUGCUGCCCCAGGUAGUACAACGAACUAUUGCCCUUCAAGCCACCCAUAUGCUUUUAAAAGCGGGGCCGACUGCUGUGCCCACCCGGCUGAAGACAAUAAUGGAGGUGUUGCUACUUGUGACGGAGGUCCCAUAGGUCUAAUGCCAGAGGCUCAAGUCUUUUCAAGCACAGAAUUCACGGUGCGUGGAAGUGAGGAAAUCGAUAACAAGGAUGUCAAAUGCACUUACACAGUUAAGGACUACGGAUACACGGAGUCAACGAAAACCGUCAAAUCGUAUUUAACUGGCAUCAAAUCACACAAAUUGGACUAUCCUGGAAACUACUUUGAAAGUGACGCAGAAGGUGGUGAAUUCACUGAAGAUGCGAUUCUCUUUAUUGAGGUGUACGUUGCAGAUGGCGUUGAUAAGAUAGAUGCUAGCUGGACGGACGACCAGGCAGCAACAGUACCUUGGUCCAACACAUGGGUUAAGAGUGGUGUCCAAACUGGUAUCACGCAAAUGUAUAGCUCAGAUGUUCCCGAAGCUUUGAAGAAAGUUGGAACCAUAACUGUGAGCGCUGAGUAUGCUCAAACAGCUAAAGCAGAUUUCCAAUUCAUAUUACCAGUGAAAGGUAUGAAAAUAGCAAAGCAGUAA